ACAGAGCUCUUCAUCUCUGAUCAGUGUAAGAAACAAUAUACAGCUUUACAGAUUCAAUAUACCAGAAAAACACCAAAUAAGAAAAGAGAACGUUUUUCUUACCUGUCGUAUUGUGCUCUUCAUUUUUCCCUUCUCCGUCGUCGUCAACCACCGUCUCCUCCGCCGUCGAUCUGCACUGGAAGUCCCGGAGCUUCAUCGCCUGGAGUAUUCUCUCUUUUCGCUCUGUUCUCUCUCAUCACACACCUUUCAGACUUUGCUUGCGUGGCUGAAGGACUAUCCAUACGUUUACAACGUAUGAGACAUAAUGGGCUGGGCCGUGUACGUGUUUACACAGUGCUGGGCCAAUCCUAAAAUGGUAUCAGAGCAGGUCUAGUGCCUGCUCUGUUUCCGUUGCCUCUGAUUCAUUUCUUGGUAUCUUCUUGGCCAGUCUCUUCCCUCUGAUUCAUCUCUUGGUAUCUUCUUGGCCAGUUUCUUGCAAAUAUUCCUUAUGGAACGAAUUACUGAUCAGUCUUGUAACCCGUCCAGCCCAUACUACCUACAUCCAGGUGAGAACCCGGGUCUCAAUCUCAUUACACAAACUCUAAAUGAGAACAAUUACUCCUCAUGGAGCAGAAGCAUGAGAAGAGCCUUACUCUCCAAGAAUAAGACUAAAUUCAUUGAUGGGUCCAUAAAGAAACCCCUAAAAACAGAUGCAUUGUUUGAUGCAUGAGAAAGAUGUAAUGUGAUGAUACUUUCCUGGAUAACCAAGACUCUCUCUCCACAGAUUGCUGAGAGCGUCAUAUACAUUGAAGAUGCCAAAGAAUUGUGGGAUGAACUAAAAGAACGGUUCUCCAAAGGAGACUAUUUCAAGAUCUCUGACUUACUACAAGACAUACAUUCUAUUAAACAGGGAGAGAGAGGGGUAAGUCAGUUUUUCACUGACCUUAAAAUUCUAUGGGAAGAGCUGGAGUUUCUAAGACCCAUACCCACUUGCACAUGUAAGGUUCAGUGCAGCUGUGAACUCUCUAAAAUCUUCUUAAAGUACAGGGAAAUGGAGCAUGUGAUAUGCUUCUUGAAAGGGCUAAAUGAUUCCUACAACACUGUAAGGACACAAAUUCUUUUAAUGGAUCCUCUACCCAAUGUCAAUCGUGUCUUUUCUCUCAUUAUGCAACAAGAGAGACAAGAGAAAAAUAGCUCUCCCGAAGUCAAGGUUCUAGCCAAUGCUAGUGAUAAAAACAACCAAUGGAAGGGACAGGGAAGAGGCUCUGGUUCUCGUGCCCAAGGGAGAGGAAGGGGUAGAAAUCCUAACUAUGGAAAGCAAUGCUCCUUUUGCAACAAGAUGAACCAUACCGUGGAUGAGUGUUACUCUAAACACGGAUACCCUCCUUGGUAUAAGAAAGGGGACAACAAUCAGGACAAGAGGACUGACUGGGGCACUGCAAAUGCCUGCCAGAACAGCACCGAGACAGAAGGGACUCAAAGCACACAACAGACCAAUAAUGGAAAUGUUUUCAGCUCAUUCACAGCUGAGCAGAUGCAAAAGCUCCUCAGGAUGAUGGACAAGAUUGAUGAACCUUCUCACAAAGUCAAUCAAGUUCAAAGGGGAGACACUGAACAAAAACAAGAUAAAGGAGAACCAUACAUUGAAGAUGAUUGGAUGUGCUAAUUCUUGGAAAGGUCUCUACUAUCUACAAGCUCUUCCUAAAUUUGAUCAAAGAUACACUGCUAAAACUGUUUUUUCUUUUAAGAACCUUAAUGUAAACCUGUGGCACUGUAGACUGGGUCAUCCAGGUGACAAGGUUAUGAAACAUAUAUGUGACAUUUUUCCUUAUGUUAAAGAUGAUGCUAAUACUGUUUGUGAGACUUGCCACUAUGCUAAGCAGCGAAAAUUACCCUUCUCUAAAAGUGU
Molecule: messenger RNA, 1888 nt
Organism: Vigna angularis (adzuki bean)
Lineage: Eukaryota; Viridiplantae; Streptophyta; Magnoliopsida; Fabales; Fabaceae
Exons: 2
Coding region: 725-1645 (306 amino acids)
Source: RefSeq, a predicted model, not a curated record